Messenger RNA from Loa loa (African eye worm), 381 nucleotides. RefSeq lists its product as hypothetical. NCBI's taxonomy places the organism in Eukaryota, Metazoa, Nematoda, Chromadorea, Rhabditida, Onchocercidae. The transcript has 3 exons. The record is from RefSeq and is a predicted model, not a curated record. The coding region runs from base 1 to 381 and encodes 126 amino acids.
AUGCAUUUUCAACAUUUUGCUAUCCUUGCAUUCAUCGUGAUAUCAUCCAAUAUUACAUCAGCAACAAUGAUGAAUUCAUUAAAUUUUCAGGUUGAACAGUUGUGGAUGAACCCAGCGCUCACAAAAAGAAACAUUGGAACUAAAUUUCGGUAUCCCAAAAAUAAAUUAGUCUCUGCUUUUAAACAAGGGAAUCCCGAGAUGUCUGAAUAUGCAAACCACGAGUUAAGCCGUCGAUAUAAAAUACUGCGCUACCGGGACGAUAAAACAACUCCUCCAUAUUUAAAGAAAGCUUGGAACUCGAGUCUACAACGAAUUUCACCGAUUUGGGGGCAUGCUGCAUUCUUUGUUCCUUUGAAUAAAUAUAAAAUAAUAAUUUACUAA